This is a messenger RNA of Symbiodinium sp. CCMP2592, 1698 nucleotides long. NCBI's taxonomy places the organism in Eukaryota, Dinophyceae, Suessiales, Symbiodiniaceae. The record is from the annotation of a GenBank genome assembly.
AUGGCCGAUGGCAAGGAGGUCAUCGAGGACUCUUUGACAGUUCGCGAGUUGCAGACAGUCUUGGAUCCUAAGUUGGUUCGCGGAGUGUCAAUGUCUGAGUGCCUCAGUGGCUGGGCCCAGCAUUUUAUGCCGCCUGAUCCUGGCAUGUUCAACGUCGACAAGGAGAAGUACAAGCUCAGCAAGCAAACUGAAUCAUUCGACGAGUUCCUGAGCCAUGACUGGGCUACUUCCCGCUGGCUCAAGUUUAUGUCGCUCCUCAUGAUCCACAACUCUCGUGCUGCUGCUGUUACUGCAUUGCUGUCAAGCAUCUGCGUUGCCAUUUUACAGGCUUUUGAGGUACUUCCCGCCGAUUCUUGGAUCGUCUUCUUCGUGUACCCAGUCUAUUGGUUUGUCCUGCUUUUCUGGCAGCGUAUCCGCUCCCUAUUCUUCACGCCGGCGACUGUCUUUUUAGAUAAGCUCUGCAUUGCGCAGCAUGACGAAGAUCUCAAGCUCCAGGGCAUCCUCGGUCUGGCAGGAUUCUUAGAUCGAUCGCAUCAGCUCACCAUCCUCUGGUCCCACAGGUAUUUUUCGAGGAUGUGGUGCGCCUAUGAGCUUGCUACAUUCUUGAGGAAUCCGAAGCAGCAAAAGCCAAUCCAAAUCAUGCCUGUGAAGAUGGCCGUGGUGCUUUUCCUGUUCGCCGGAUGUGAGGUAUCUGUUAUGGUAGGCUUUUUUUGGAUGCCGGAGUUUACUCUCAAAGACGGCAGCGGGCACUUCUUCGAGCAGCUUUUUUGGUUCUGGCUGUCUCUAGCGCCAUUUGUGCUCCUCAGCGUUCCGGUGACCUUCUACAUUGGGAUGAGCCUUUUCGAGGAUCUACAGGAGUUGCCUCAGCAAAUGGCCAAUUUCAGCGUUCAGCAUGCUCAGUGUUUUUGCUGCUCCAACGGUCACAGGCACCCGCAGACAGGAGAAGUGUUACCUUGUGACCGAGAGCUUAUAUUCGGCACACUCAAGAAGUGGUACGGGGAGCCUGGCGACGUGGGCACAGAGCAUCUAGACAGGUUCGACUACCAGGUGCAAGAAAGCUUGGCUCCUACGGUGCUGCGCGGAAUGGGCCGCAGCUGGAUACCGUUGAAUUACACCGUGUACAUGGUCGGCGUGUCCUCGGUGCCCGGCCUCUCUCGAACCAUUCUCUCCUGGAAAGCGGGACCGCCCGUGGAGCUGGCUGGCUUCGAUCUGGCGGUAUGGGGAUUGCGUGAAUUGUUGAAAUGGGCUUUCUUGGCUUUGGUCAGCAUCUUCUGGGUUCAGUUGAGUAUGCACGUCCUUCAUUAUGGCCUUCGCUGGUCCAAGUACAUCACACGCUUUGGCUGCGCCACGGUGUUGUGGAUACCGGUGAUGUUGGGCGUCUUCAUUGAGUACACCUCUUUCAUGGUAUGCAUCGAGUACACGGACCACAACAGUGUCUUGCCGGUUAUCCUGUUCGUUGCCUGGUGCGCCUGGAUCUUUUGCCUCAGCUACUACUCGAACGGGCCGCUCAGAGCCGCACAGUCUGCCAAGGCUCGAAAGUCAAAGCCCGUCUUCAAAGAAGACGUGCCCGAUGUUCAGGUUGAAGUGGCUACUUCGGCUACUGACCCCUUAGGCAGGACCCACCUGUCCGAGAUUGCUCUUGAGGUUGGUCCCGAUGACGUCAGCAAUGCGGACACCAUCUCAGUUUUUGAAACCUGA